AUGGCUGGAAGCACAGCGCUCCCCAAUGCGAAUAUCCAAGGCCUUUCACGCCACAUGGUGAUCUCAGAGGACCUGAGACGUUUGACAUAUGACAAGGCAAUAGCAGUGUCCCAUGUGCUGCGUGAGAAAGCCUUCAUUGGCAUUUGUGAGCUGAAGGCUCACACCCACAGUUCUCUCCCUCUCACCUACAGUGUGAGGAAUGCACGGGCCAUCGAUCAAGCCGGGUUGGAUGGCAUCAAAGAUAGCAUCAUUGAGGACAGUGGUCCAUCAAGACUACGACCAGAUAUGCCAGUUGUGCUGUUGAUCAGCCAACCCUGGGUGACCAGUACUGACUGGCCAAAAAUAAUCACGCCAGAUAACCAUAAGUCAUUGGCAGUUCUUGAACUGAGUGAGGUGGGUUGGCUAGCAGCAAGGGCUGGCCAAUUGCAAGUUCUAAAUGGACAACAUCGAAUUGGGGCAUUACAGGCUGCAUAUGCAGCGGUAGCCGGUGAGGUAAAGAAGUAUGGGGAAGCAGUGGAAGGGAAGGUGGUUGAUAAUAUGGCGACGUCGGAGGAGAGGGAAAUAUAUCGGAAGGAUGAGGAGAGGUUGAAGGAAUGGAAGUUAAAGCUCCUAGAGCUUGUGACAUGGCCUGCUGCGGUGUAUGAUUUGGGCAAGUGGAGGAAAACACAAAAUUCGUGUCCAAACUGA
Cantharellus anzutake is the source of this 687-nucleotide messenger RNA. RefSeq lists its product as uncharacterized. The record is from RefSeq and is a predicted model, not a curated record. The transcript has 2 exons. Bases 1 to 687 code for a protein of 228 amino acids. NCBI's taxonomy places the organism in Eukaryota, Fungi, Basidiomycota, Agaricomycetes, Cantharellales, Hydnaceae.